AUGCUGACCGAUUCGAGAGGGGCGGCAAUGGUGGACAAGGGCACAAGGCAUUGUCGAUACUGUCGGUGCUAUCGAGCAAUGCUGAAGCGAAAGCGGCGAUCGUGA
Linum tenue is the source of this 105-nucleotide messenger RNA. The record is from the annotation of a GenBank genome assembly. NCBI's taxonomy places the organism in Eukaryota, Viridiplantae, Streptophyta, Magnoliopsida, Malpighiales, Linaceae.